AGGGUUACGUACGAAUCGCAGAGCAUGUACUACUGUACAGAGAACGAUGACGGUAUACAGGCAGCGCUGUACCUCAUCAAAAAGAGAGAGAAGAAAACAGCAACAUAUAACCUGAUGGUGAAACAGGAGAGUGACGACGAAGUUUCCGACAUUUGUCGGGUCAAGAUUUAAGCAGAGAUACAUUGGCCUACAUCAAGCGCUUUCAUAAUUGGUACAGUUAUCUUUGUCACAACUCACUAGUACACUAAGUUGACAGGGAUGGGGACCCUUGCCAAUACAGCAGCGGUUCCUCUUUGUAUACUGCUAUCAGAAAUAUUUUACCAACCGCGUGGUGAACUGUCUCCGCUUAAAACGUCAUUUGCCGUAAAUUGAUUACAUUGUGUAGGUGUACACGAUGUGAUGUGCACCUAUUCAAUUCUCUGGACUUCACAGCGUGAGACAAGUGUUAACAGCGUAGUUAAAUUGAUUGGUGCAUGCAACCUAAGGACAUGUACCGUGAUGUUUAAUGUAGAGGCUUUUGAGAUGUUUAAAUGGGGCAUUUGCAAAAAAAUCGUGGAGCCAUCUCUCCGUGAGAGACGCUUCUGGCUCGUAAUCCAAGUAGCAACAGACACAUCACUUUCCAUUGUACGAAUUCGUCGUCUGUUAUAUUGAUCUGAUGUUGUACAAGCACAUUUACUUCUGUAUUUAUUAAAAGACUAUAUUUAUAGACACUCUAUUGUAUAGUAGAGUUUCUUAGUUGUCUCUUUUACUUGGAGAACCGUUUUGGUGUCUCUCCACUGUACAUGCCCUAACUGGGUCUCAGACUUCAAAUCCUGAUUAAAUAGUGUGCCGCAUCACUAUUUUAGAUGACAUGACAUAGUAUUUAAGGUAAAUGAGUUUCAUGGGAUGACACCAUGUCAACCCGUUUUCAAGGUCUUGAAAAUCGUGUAAAACAUCAAUUGAGAAUGAUUUGUUUCAUCAUCACAUGUUUUACUGAUUUCUAGUCUAUUUAGUUGCAUCAUUUAAUUGAGAUGUUAGUCUAUGAAACAACGAAGUAAAAUUUUACAUUUGAGAGACAUUAUUUUAUUCUUAGUUUCAUGACUCUUAAUGAUGUGACACUGUUAGAAAGAGUGUUAUAAACCACUGUGAUUAGCCUAACGCACCUAUUAAUCUCACUGGACUUCCUAUUUCAUCUACAUGUACACACCGUGUAAUAAAUCAUAAUGUUCCCUCCCUCCCUAAAAAAACAAAGGCUUCCAAUCGGCGAAACAAAGCACUGCUGGCGUCGCGGUCCAGAUGUCACUUUCGAGGAGUGCGCUGGAACUACUACUGCUGGCGGCUGGCCAGACCAGAGCCCGCACCCCGGCCAGGGCCAGGUGUCGUCUGCGCUUUCGCCGGCUACAAAACGCCAAGUCGUCUACGGACACUGCCACUGCCAGCCACACGAGUUUGGUCCGGUCCAGCUGUAGAGUUGUCGCCACGGGGUUCGCGACCCUUCCGGUGUUCCAGUUGGCGGCGCUCGACGCCUCGACUCCUCUCCUCGAGCCUUUCUCCGUCUCCUAUCCGCUGCGCGUGUCGAGCUCCACAGAGGAUGCGCAUGCGGGUGAUGAGUUUGAGUUUCCUCAUACGAGCAAGCAAAUGCUAAGGCAAUUUACCAGUCUAGCUGGCUUGGCCAUCUCCUGUAGUCCUGUGCUGGACAGUCAACAGCCUCAGGAACGUAGUACAAUUUUGGAGAGUUUCAGGUUUAUUUACUCCUAAUUCACUCCAUCCACUAGUUCAUUAGAGUUGGUGGUUGUCAGGGGAUUUGGCACAAGUUCAAUCGGAAAACAAAAUUAGACAGACGACCAUCUCUUCUCAACAGAGGAGGGGACGAAAACAGGGGACGAAAAAAAAAGGAGGGAGACGCGACACGUACCUAG
Messenger RNA from Zea mays, 1898 nucleotides. RefSeq lists its product as uncharacterized. NCBI's taxonomy places the organism in Eukaryota, Viridiplantae, Streptophyta, Magnoliopsida, Poales, Poaceae. The transcript has a single exon. The record is from RefSeq and is a predicted model, not a curated record. Bases 1276 to 1737 code for a protein of 153 amino acids.